AUGACGUCAUUCAUUCAGCGAUUCCUACGACCAUUUUCCUCCUCUACGCUCUACUUUGCGCCCGAGGGGCCUGCCGUUGCGAUGAACGUCCCCGAGGGAGCGCAGAAGGCGACGCUCGCCGCCGGAUGUUUCUGGGGCAUCGAGCACAUGUACCGCAAGGACUUUGAGGGCAAGGGCUUGAUCGACGCCCGAGUGGGAUACAUUGGUGGCAACUCCGAGAACCCGUCAUAUCAGGCGGUAUGCAGUGGAAGGACAGGACACGCAGAAGCCUGUCAGAUCGUCUUCGACCCCACUAAAGUCUCCUACAGCACCCUGCUGGAGUACUUCUACAAGAUGCACGACCCGACGACCGCGAAUCGCCAGGGCCCGGAUACGGGUUCGCAGUACCGCAGCGGCAUCUUCUACCACGACGAAGAGCAGAAGAGUAUCGCCGAGGAGAUCACCCGCAAGGCUAACGAGCAGUGGUGGAAGAAGGGCAUCGUCACGGAGAUCUUGCCCGCUGGCAAGUGGUGGGAUGCUGAGCAAUACCACCAGCUAUACUUGCACAAUAACCCAGCUGGGUACGAGUGCCCGAGCCACUACCUUCGCAAGUUCGCGCCUCUGUCUUAG
This is a messenger RNA of Dissoconium aciculare CBS 342.82, 609 nucleotides long. RefSeq names its product peptide methionine sulfoxide reductase. The record is from RefSeq and is a predicted model, not a curated record. The coding region runs from base 1 to 609 and encodes 202 amino acids. The transcript is spliced from 3 exons. Lineage: Eukaryota; Fungi; Ascomycota; Dothideomycetes; Mycosphaerellales; Dissoconiaceae. Gene Ontology annotation, molecular function: peptide-methionine (S)-S-oxide reductase activity.